Messenger RNA from Ectocarpus siliculosus, 705 nucleotides. Lineage: Eukaryota; Phaeophyceae; Ectocarpales; Ectocarpaceae. The record is from the annotation of a GenBank genome assembly.
AUGGGAUCGUCUAGAGCCAGGAGAUGUCGUCUGAGGUCCGCGCUCUUAAGGGCGUGUCUGGUCAGCUCUCUGCUGGCUGUUGAGCUGACGCUUGCAGACGAAGCAGCAGGCCUCGAGCCGAGCAUGCUCUCUCCUCUCGCGCAGCUCACGUUGAUAGACGCACAGGUGGAGCGGGACGACAUGUACUAUUUCCAGGUGCUUACCGAGGCCUGGCAGAGUACGCGUGUGAGGGUGUCGAUCGAGGACUGCACCCCCCGCACCGCCGUCAUCGCAGCCUUCGGGGCGGAGCCCACCCCUUCCCGCCACGAGCUCCUGGCGCACGCCAUGCCGGACGUCGCCGGGAACGGGACGUGCGGCGUGGACGUCAUCACUCGACCGUCUUACUCCAGAGACGGCGUCUGGCACUUCGCCGUGGUGGGAGGGUCGCCGCUACGCGGGGAUAGGUAUUUUGCCGGGCCUGCGGAUACCUUGGCAUUCCAAGCAGCCGUCAUUGCCGAUAGCGCUGUAUACCCCACUCUAGACCGGGGUGUAGCAGCUUCGGGCGACUGCCUGCGGAAGGUCGCUGUACCCCCGGUGGUUGUCCCGACAAUCACGGGCCCCCCGGGAUCGUCCGCCUCCAGACGAGUCGGCGGCGGUGGUCAGGGGUCUCGCGGUAGCUUCUUGCCCACAUUAGGCAGGUUUCCUGCGGAAUGGGACAUCGUCUAG